GUUCCUCAAAGCGAAGCUUCUUCUUCAAUCACACCCAAUUUCUAUCUCUGGUUUCCCAUUUCUAACUAAAAUUAGGAAUCAGUCCUAUUUCUGACCUAUUACUUCAACUGUUUCUUCUUAGGGUUCUAACUGCUUGCUCGUGAGCUGCUCGUAAUCAAUUUUUCGUUGAUUACUCGGUUCAGAAAUGAAGACGAGAGGUUAUGCAGUAGAAAUCACAAACCUCUCUCCUAAUGCAACGGAGAAGGAUGUUCGUGAUUUUCUCACCUUCUGUGGCGCAAUUCAACAUGUUGAAUUUGUCAGAACCGGUGACUCUGAAUGUGUCGCCUAUGUGACUUUCAAAAAUCCGCAUGCUGUGGAAACUGCUGUUCUUCUCAGUGGAGACACAAUCUUGGAUCAACCUGUACGCAUAACACAAUGGGGAGAUUGUGACGACGACUAUAAUGUUCACAAUCGCUCUGCAUGGAAGAUUGAAGACGAUGUUAAUCAUAGCCAGCGUUCCGAGAGGCACGAGGCUGCGCCAUCUGCUGGAAAGGCCGUCUAUUCUGCCCAAGACACUGCAAAAGCAAUGGCCGCCAAAGGAUUUGUACUCGGAAAAGAUGCAGUGGUGAGAGCUAAAGCAUAUGCAGAAUCCCAUCAAGUACCGGCAGCUGCAAUAGCAAAGGUUUCACGGCUUAGCAAUGGAAUCGGGUUGACUGACAAGAUAACUUAUGGGAUUGAAACAGCCAAAUCUGUUGAUCAAAGGUAUCACAUUUCAGGUACAACGAGAUCAGCUGUGUCUGUGACGCAGAGGACUGCUGCUUCGGCUGCAAACGCGGUGGUUAGCUCGAGUUACUUCUCUAAGGGAGCUCUCUGGUUGUCCGGUGCUCUAAACAGAGCCUCUCAGGUUGCCGGAGAUCUUGGCAACCGCGGUGUUGGCAAAGAUAGCCAGUGAAGAAUUCUGUAUAGCAAUUUCAGAAAAAAUAGUGCGAGAUCGGAAUCCUCGUCGAUUCCAUCCAGCAGAUCCUCCCUCGGCCGCUUCACCUCCGGCUAGUCAAUCUCCUCUGCCUCCGUCUCCGUUUCCGUUUCCGUUUCCGUUUCGUCUCUGGCUCGUUUCUUAAUUACAUCUUCCAUUGGAUUAAAGCCGAAGCUCCUAGCUCUAUUUGAAGUGUGGAGAGUGAAAUUGAAUGUGAAAUUAGGGUUUUAAUUCAGAAUGGUAAUUAGGAUUUGGAGGUAUUAGGCUUUCCAUUAUCAAUUGUGUUGGAUGCGAACUGAUUUGAGAGAUUGAUUUUCCAAAAUUUGCUUUUGUUAUAAGAUUUGAACUUUUUGCAAGCUUAA
This is a messenger RNA of Salvia splendens (bonfire salvia), 1314 nucleotides long. Its product is annotated as binding partner of ACD11 1. Lineage: Eukaryota; Viridiplantae; Streptophyta; Magnoliopsida; Lamiales; Lamiaceae. The record is from RefSeq and is a predicted model, not a curated record. The transcript has 6 exons. Gene Ontology annotation, molecular function: RNA binding. The coding region runs from base 185 to 931 and encodes 248 amino acids.